This is a messenger RNA of Aspergillus alliaceus, 1346 nucleotides long. Its product is annotated as putative choline kinase. NCBI's taxonomy places the organism in Eukaryota, Fungi, Ascomycota, Eurotiomycetes, Eurotiales, Aspergillaceae. The coding region runs from base 173 to 1309 and encodes 378 amino acids. Gene Ontology annotation, molecular function: choline kinase activity; ethanolamine kinase activity. The record is from RefSeq and is a predicted model, not a curated record. Gene Ontology annotation, biological process: phosphatidylcholine biosynthetic process; phosphatidylethanolamine biosynthetic process. Gene Ontology annotation, cellular component: cytoplasm. The transcript has a single exon.
CAAAUCCAAAGCUUUCGCGCCGAAACAAGGAUUUCUGCAGCUAAUGCGUGACACAGACAUUCAAGAACUACAUAUCCUUCUUGGUAAAUUAUUGCUAGCAGAUGUUUUACCCCAAACAUAUCUUUGCUUCUCUCCUCACCGUCUUAAUCACCCAUUCACACAUUAAACCAAGAUGGCCAGCUUGACUCCUGUCCCUGUAACUCUUCCCAAAGACAAAGUCCCGACUAAAAGAAAUGUCAGAGAUAUUGUCGGCGCUUUCCUGACAAAGGAAUGGCAGUCCGUGGACCCGGAGACCCUGACCAUGUCAUACCAUGCAUCAUUUGCGAACGCCCACUGUCCCGUGGAGCGGCCAAAGCCGGCUAUUGGCACACCUACUGAGACCUUGAAGGUGUUCAUCAAAUUCCAUAAUGACACCGGGGGAGUCCUGGAUAUUUUUAAGCAUCUAGCGCCAAGCAAGCAUGAGGAAGCGCUCCUCUGCUACGAGUACGGUCGGUCCGGACUAGGAGCCAAAGUCUAUGGAUUCUUCAAGACAUUGGACGGCACACUCGGGAGGAUCGAUGAAUUCCUAGAUGCACGGAACAUGGAACCGAAGGAUGUGGAGAAUCCGAUCAUCCGAGCGGAUGUUGCGAAAGGGCUGGCAACCUUCCAUGUCUUAAAGACGUCUCUGGAAAGAACGACAGUGGAUUCAUACUAUGAAGCCGCCAUCAAUGGACUCAGGAAAUACCACAAGAUGGACAAGUUGAAAGCACUUGGGAGAGAAGGAGGUGUCGAUAUCGACAAACUGGUUGACUACGACUUUGGGACGAGACUGGGAAAAGUGGUGGACAAGCUGGCAUCCAUAGGAGGAAAGCCAGGAUGGUGUAUUCAUGAUGUUCAGUUCAUGAACACCAUGGUGAAGAAUGACCCAAAGGAGGGGGAGAGUAAAGUCGCCUUGAUCGAUUUUGAGUUCGUGAUGCAGAAUUAUAGAGCAUUUGACAUUGGUGGGCACUUCAUGCAAAAGAUGUUCAAAUGGUUUGACGAGGGGAGCAAGAUAGCGAAGUGCAGGAAAUAUACGGAAGAGGAGAAGAGGCACUUUUGUGAGGAAUAUGCCACGCAGUGGAACAAAUCGACUGGUGAUUCAGAUACCGCAGAACAGGUGUUCCUAGAAUCCGAAUACGGGUAUAUGCUGGCUAUCAGUUUUGACAUCCAUAACAUGCUGUGCUUCAUGGAUGAAAAGGAUGACAAGGACCCCUUGAAUCUGCUCGGACUAAACAAGCUGUUCGAUGAGUUUGUGGGUCAAUAUGCCAAACUUAAUCUGGAAGAUUUAUGAUACAAGGGGUGGACAUGCUCUCCUCUAUUGUUGUGUU